Molecule: messenger RNA, 4086 nt
Organism: Chenopodium quinoa (quinoa)
Lineage: Eukaryota; Viridiplantae; Streptophyta; Magnoliopsida; Caryophyllales; Amaranthaceae
Product: protein ANTI-SILENCING 1-like
Exons: 12
Coding region: 262-2442 (726 amino acids)
Molecular function (GO): RNA binding; chromatin binding
Source: RefSeq, a predicted model, not a curated record
UUUUUUUUUUUUUUUGUAUAGGGCCCAAUUUUAAGUUUUAUCACCAUUAUAAUCGUAGCUAUUUCCAAUCACUAUUCAGGGAAUAAAUUUUUUAAACGACCCAAAUUAGGAAUUAAUUUUGAUUUAAACAAUUUCUAGGGAAAUCGUUCAAAGAAACCUCCUCCUGUUCCCUCUCUCAGUUCUCCAUUGAAGCGCACUCAACAUUCUCCACUGAAGCGCACUUCACGUUUUCAGCAGCUUCUAAGACAACGAGGUUUCACAAUGUCUGAAGCAAAAGAUAAUGAAAUUGGCGAUAUCGAUUUCGCUUGGGGUAUAAAGAGAGGGCGUGGUGGCCAAAAGAAGGAGGUGCAGUUCUAUGACUCUUUUACGUACGGUGGUGUGGAAUACUUUCUCUACGAUUCCGUAUAUUUGUUUAAAGAAGGUGAAGGCAAACCUUAUAUCGGUAAGCUUAUCAAAAUUUGGGAACAUACAACUACUAAUGCAAGAAAGGUUAAAGUACUUUGGUUUUUCUAUCCUUGGGAAAUAUCAAAUUAUCUGAACGGUGAGAAUGUGUUGGAAAAUGAGCUAUUUCUAGCGAGUGGUGUUGGCAAAGGCUUGGCAAAUAUUAAUCCCUUGGAAGCAAUUGCUGGGAAGUGCAAUGUUGUUUGCAUUUCAAAAGACGAGAGAAAUCGGCAACCCUCAGCUCAAGAACUUAAGAUGGCGCACCAUGUAUUUUAUCGCACAUUUGAUGUCCAAAAUCAUACUGUUUCGGAUACACUGGGUGAAACAAUAGCCAUGACUGAGGUCAAUUUGUUAUUAAACAAAAAUGAUUUCCAGUCCCUUGAUCUUUGUGUGGUAGAUAGUGGGAAUACCGCUGUGUGUUUAGAGGAAUCAUUGAUUUCUUAUAAAUAUAUUCUUGGGGCUGAUGGUACUAUGGAGCGUGAUGCCAGUAUAGGCUCUCUAUUGCUGAAAGAUAAACAAGAGGCAAAAAGUUCUUUGGAUAAGUCAAAACGUCAUCAUGUAAGAAACACUGAUGUUGAUGAACCUGAUAAUUCCGAUUUAGUGGCAGGAAGGGAGAAAAUGCUGGUCAAUAAAGAUCCUAAAGGAGUAGAUGAGGAUGAAAAUUACGAUGAUAAAGGUUUGAAAGGAGAUGGCAAUGCUGAUGUACCUGAUGGUCUUGGUCUAGUGGUUUUACCUGUUACUGAAGCAGCCUCUGCUUCUAGUGGGCAAAAAAGAUCAAGAGCACCUGAUUCCAAGAAAAAUGACGUGAAUGAGAAAGGUGUGGUUCCACCUGUUGCUGCUGCUGACAACAAAAAAUCAAAACUAGUGAAGGACAAUCACCAGGCUAUUGUUGCUGGUGCAAAAGUGAAGUCUGAUCACUCUGAUGACAAGCCAUUCAAAAAAAUCAAAAUUAUUGGCACUGAUCUGCUAUCAAGUGCCAAUGGUGGGACUAGCACUCCAAAAUCUGCCACUGUUGUGAGCAAUAAGGGUUCUCAAUCUGCUGUUGGUGUUGGUAUAGAUUCUAAUAAGAGAGGCAGGCUGAUCAAAGAAUCCAAUGUUAUAAGCAUUGGCCUUUCUAAAAAGCUUAAGUCAGAAGACAAAUCUGAUGACAAGCUGCUUGACGUAUCUGCCAAACAAUCCCAAGAUAAGGAGGGGUCUGCUGCCCUUUACAUUUCAGCUAAUAAGGCUUCACAAUCUUUUAAUGGCGAUGCUGAAACUGAUGAUAAAGGCAAAUUUAGUAGGAAAAUAGCUGGUACAAGUAAUGGCCUUUCAAAAAAGCUAAAGUCCAAUAGCAUGGUAGGGGAUAAAUCCAAUGAUAAUUUGCGUAAAGCACUCAUUAAGAAUCCCAAAGAUGAGGAAGCUUAUGGUUGUGUUAAGCAAGUCACUCAACGACCACCUGACCGGAGUAAAUGGUUCACAGCAAGUCCUUGGGAAGAAAGGAUGAAAGAUGCCCAUGAUCAGGGAAGACUUGUUCUACUUCAAAACUUGGACCCAACCUUCACCUCCUCCGAUGUCGAGAAUAUAGUUUGGCAUGGUUUUGGUGAAAGUUGCAAUGCAAAGGUGGUUCAACAUAAUGCAACAUCUAGUCGACGUUUUGGACAAGCAUUUGUCAUCUUCAAAACACGGGAUUUAGCAGAGAAGAUCAUAAAAAGGUUGGACAAAGAGUGCUUAAUGCUCCAAAAUGGAAGGCCUCUUGUUGGCAGUAGAUAUGGUUUAUGCUUUCCUGGAAAGCCUUCUCAGUUUCCUGGUCACCUGAUCGUUGAUAAACUUAGACACCAAAUGCAGCGGGAAACGAGAGAUGCCGUGUCUACUUCACAUUCUGCUCAGCCAAAUACUCUUGAAUACGAAAUGGCACUUGAGUGGCGCUUACUUCAGGAAAGAUCAGAAUUGUCAUGGAAGAUGUUGUACAAGAAACAAGAAGAACAGAUUAAAAAAAUAAUGGCCAAUGAGAAGUCAAAAUGAGGUAGUUGGUCUUUUGCAGCUCUAGCUUUCGACAACUUGUGUAGAAUUUAACUCUCUCCAAACUUGCUGUGAAGUCGAGUAACAUCUUACUUUCUUUUGGACUUGGUCUAUGUUAAACAUGUCAUCAUGGACCAGAUUUGACCUUCCGGUAGGGAUGGUUGCUGUUGAAAUUUUGGAUGAUUUUAGCUCAGCAGCAUCUAGAGACUUCUGUGGUGGUGGUUAGUAGCAUUGUGUCUCGUAUGUACACAAUUUUUCUCACCACCUUUGCUAUCCUCUUAAGUCACAAACAAAAGUGUACAUAUCUGUAAAUCUACAAAACUCUCGGUCUCCCUUUUGCUCUGGUAAUGACAAUCAUUAGUGUUUGUUGACAUUGCUUAUAGCGUUGUGCAGUCUUUUCGUUUCAAUGUUUUAUACGAGUAUUAUCUUCGCUGCCGUCAUUAAUUGCUAUAUUGGCGAAUUAGGUUUGCCUGCAAUGUUUCACUAUCUACCUAUUUGUUUUAACAAAAUUAUGUUUUUAAAUUCAAUUCAAUUCACAUCAGCUUCAUUCAGUUCAAAGGAAACAGGGUUUUUGUGGUAGUUGGGGUCACUCUAAUUUUGAAUAUUGCUUUUGGAAUUUCACAAGGUUUGAGAUAGCUAAUCGAAUAAAACUUACAACACAGUUUAAAGCAAGUGAGAAAGUAUUAUUUGGUAUUUUCAUUAAUUGAUGUGUGACCAGCUCACCACCUUACAUGCCAAGUAUGAAAAAUAUCAUACUACCUAGUGCAUAAACGGUAUUGUUCCAUGAUCAUGUUAAUGGGAUGCAAUGUUGUUGGAUAUUGAGUUUAAUUGAUAGUUAAUUUAGUGUUGAUAGUAGUUUUCAUACUGUUCAUUGUUAUAGGGAGGGUAAUAACGUAACCAAUAAGUUAGUUAAUAUGCGAGUCGUCCAAGAGGAGAAGGUGUCUUAUUGUGAUGAUCUUUUGACUGAAAUAAGGAAUCUUCUUCGGGAGGAUGUUAUUAAGGUGGCUUUGCUACGUGUAGUAGUUUAGUCUUUGUUUUUGUAAUGGGCUUGGCCCUCUUAUGCAAUAUGCACCAAACCAAAAAAAAAAAUUUAGUGUUUUAAUCCGGAAAGUCACUUUUUCUUAUCCUUUUUGUUCUUCGAUCUUUGUUCUGAUUUUAAUUUUUUUUUUUUCAGGAAAAAAAUUUCCAAAUGGAAAGAUUUAAGAGAAUUGGAGGGGGAAAGUAGUUCUUCCUCUUGACUUCUGAGAAUUCAAAACUAAUCUUCAAUUCUUUUGUUACAUUAGACUAAAAUACGGAAGUAGUAUAUUUUGAACUUAUUGUUUACCUUGCAAUGCCCCCACAAAUAAUUUUUUUUUUUUUUUUUUUUUUUUUUUUGACAUAUGCUUAAUAGAUGGAAUAAAAGUAUUACACACUACAAAUUAAGUUAACUAAACUACUCAAAGAAGUUUUACUAGCUUCAAUGUUACAAAGAUUACACCUAAAAUUACAAAGCAAAUUCCUUACAAGAAACAAUCAGUUUGAAAUCCGUGGAUAUGCCUUUGAACAUGCUUCAUGAGGUACUAGAUAUUACCCUUUGUUUGCUUUGUACUACGUAUCCUAUCUUCCAUUGAGCCUGGAAAAUGAAUAAAAGUGCAUAUAGUACAUAGU